UUUUGGAUCUUAAGUCUCAAUUCUCAAACUGGGAAGAGAAAAGGAGACAAAGAAGAACUAGGCAUAAGAGCUACCAGGAAGGUUAUCUCAUCUUAUAACUCAAUACUUUUGAGAGAACAAAGAUGGUUAGAGCUCCAUGUUGUGAGAAGAUGGGAUUAAAGAAGGGUCCAUGGACUCCUGAAGAAGACCAGAUUUUGAUCUCUUACAUUCAGAAGUAUGGCCAUGGCAACUGGAGAGCUCUUCCCAAACAAGCUGGGCUGUUAAGGUGUGGGAAGAGUUGCAGACUUCGAUGGACGAAUUACUUGCGACCAGAUAUUAAGCGAGGCAACUUCACCAAAGAAGAAGAAGACACCAUCAUCAAGUUACAUGAAAUGCUUGGCAACAGAUGGUCUACUAUCGCGGCGAGGUUACCGGGAAGAACAGACAAUGAAAUUAAAAAUGUUUGGCAUACCCAUCUCAAGAAGAAGCUCAAACAAAAACAUACCAGCCUUGACAUCAAAACCCAACCUUAUUCAGAGCCUGUGAGCUAUCCAACCCAUCUGAUGAAAAUGGAGAACAACCAAGGACUUGCCUCUGUGUCUCCUCAAAGGUCUUCCAGUGACUUCUCUUCCACAGGAACAGAGUCCUCUGUAGUGACAACAAGUGAGAAUUUCAACAAGGAUUCUUCAGUAACUUUCCCUGAAAUUGACGAAAGCUUCUGGUCUGAAACAUUAUCAUCGGCGAAAAAUUCCGGCAUGCCGGAGCUUCAACUUCCGUUUUCUCUGGACUCAGGAUUUAGUAAUAACAAAGAUAUUGAUUUUUGGUAUGAUCUCUUCAUAAAGGCAGGGGAUUCAUUGUCACUAGAUUUGCCAGAGUUCUAGUUAGAGCACUCACUUGGAAGAAUGAAGAUUGGAUUAUUAGAGACUUUCUGAUCUAAUAGAGAUUGAUUUUAAUUGUUGGUGAUGGUUAUCAACUUGGAUGAGAGGGAUUAUAGACACAGAUAUAAAUGUAUUAUUACUAACUAACAUUUGAUCAAUUAA
Molecule: messenger RNA, 1019 nt
Organism: Macadamia integrifolia
Lineage: Eukaryota; Viridiplantae; Streptophyta; Magnoliopsida; Proteales; Proteaceae
Product: transcription factor MYB4-like
Exons: 3
Coding region: 123-860 (245 amino acids)
Source: RefSeq, a predicted model, not a curated record